Messenger RNA from Kwoniella mangroviensis CBS 8507, 492 nucleotides. RefSeq lists its product as uncharacterized. The record is from RefSeq and is a predicted model, not a curated record. NCBI's taxonomy places the organism in Eukaryota, Fungi, Basidiomycota, Tremellomycetes, Tremellales, Cryptococcaceae. The transcript has 3 exons. The coding region runs from base 1 to 492 and encodes 163 amino acids.
AUGGCCACUGCCAUCAACAACCAAGAUGCGAUCGUCCCGGCGGUCGACGAGAAGCCCCAUGUUGACCACAUGGAGCCCUACGAUGCGGAUGGGAAAGAAGUCGACGAUGUGAUCACCAAAUCUCCCUUCGAAGAUCUCCCUUGGAAGAAGACCUGGAGGGUGUUCUGGAAAGCAGCUCUGAUGUGUAUCUUUGCUUCCUUUCCAGCUGCCGCCGAUGGUUUCCAGAUCUCCAUGACAUCGAAUAUCAUCGCCAACCAGGGUUUCAUUGAGACUUAUGGUACGGCUAUCGAUGCUAAGACGGGUGGGCCAAAGCUAGAUGCGGAUAUCCUCGCUGCGUGGGGUGGUAUCCAAUCUGCUUGUCAAGGUUUCGGAAUGUUGACGCAGCAUUUCAUUGCCGAUCGAUUCGGCCGGAAGGUUGCCUUCUACACCCUCUGGGUGUCAUUGGUCAUCGCCGUGGCCCUAGAGAGUUUCGGUAGAGAUUGGAGAUCAUGA